AUGAAUGGAUCUGUUAUUGUUGGGGCCCAGGGGAUGGCAAACAAUGCCCAUAUCCCUGUUGAGGACAUCGCCCUAGUGUCACAAGGAGAGUCAUUAGCAGAUAUGUCACGUCUUGUUUUCUGUGAUCCAAAUCACUUUCGGACAGGGGAACUUCAUCGCCAUACACCACGAUGGCUUUCGUUAUUAAAUGAUCUCAACGACGAUCGCUUCUCCGAAGUCCAUGAUUGGAUUACUAAUGGUGUGGAUGUAACCAAGUUUUUUAUACCGUUUAAGGGUAGUUACAAAGGAAAGAAUUACGAGUGCAGUACUCCACUGCGUUGUGUUCUCCCCAAUCACAUUUCAUGCAAACCGUUUACCUCGUUUAUAUCUAAUACGCUUAUGGACCGAGGCUACUUCCCCGUGGGGUAAAGUCGGAGAAUGCACCCGACCUCACCUCGUUUUACCCCUCACUGUAGAGCCCAGCAAACCGCGUCUCUGUAACGAUGACAGAUUUCUUAAUCUUUGGUUUGAAGACCAUCCAUCUUCCCUGGAUAGUGUCCAACAUUUGCCUAAGUAUGUUCAUAAAGGCUUUUACCAGACAGUGUGUGACGACAAGUCAAAAUACUAUCACAUAAAACUUCACCCCAGCAGUCGAACCUACUUUGGUUUCCAAUGGGGAUGCUAGCUGGUACUUUGUGAGUGAGUGUAACCCUUUUGGCUGGAAAUCUUCCUCAUAUGUCUAUCAUACAACUGGUCUUGUCGCUUCACAUAGGCUUCGUUCGUGGAACAUUCCUUCUUUGUUGUACAUUGACGAUCACCAUAAUGGCCAACUGAUCGAGCCCUCGCGUCAACGGAUGAAGUGAAUUUUGCUCUGGCCCGCGCGGGUAUUUUCCUCACGUACUACGUCUAAACUUCCCUCUGCUACUUCAUCGGCCUGGCCAAGUCUGUACUCACCCCUCAAAAGCAGGUGCCCUACCUUGGGUUCAUUAUCGAUUCAGAACGACAGGCGUUUAUUUUGUUGCCACAUGAAAAGGAAAAGUUUAUUCGACUCGUCAAAGAAAUUUUGCCUCGCGAUUGCUCAGAUCUAUUAACUCUGCAGAGGCUCAGCGAUAAAUGCACGUCCAUAAGUCUGGCUGCUCCAGGCGCGAGGCUUUAUGUUAACGAAAUUAACCUAGCUGUCUCUGGGGCUACUCGCUCUUCGCGGCCGGUGAAAAUGUCUCCAGCUCUGAAGAAAGAAAUUGAACACUGGCUCUUUCUUGAGUCUUGGGACGGCUUUCUUCCCUGGCGGUCUGAAAAGCACACACACGUUAAGCUAUUCUGCGACUCAUCUCACGUUGCUUGGGGAGGUGCUCUUAGCCCAAAUGCUAUUGAGGUGAACGUCUAUGAUUACUGGGAUGCCUCGGCAAUACAGGCCGAUAUCGCUACAAAAGAGACCUUGGCUCUAAACAACGUCCUUGAGUCAUUCGCGGAUUCCAUUAAAAACUCAUGGGUCGACGCCUUCGUCGACAGCAUGGUUCUGGUCCUUUCAUGGACCCGGCAGGGCUCCCGUUCUCACUUGCUUUCAGACGCCUUGAAGAAACUGUUUAGCACGAUAACGAAACUAGUUAUCGAUUUGCACCUUACGUUUGUGCCUAGUUUUCAGAACCAAGCCGAUCCCCCCUCGCGACGCCUUACCCUGCAGGACACUAAAUUAUGCCCAUCCUUAUGGGUAGUCGUACAAGAAUUGUAUGGCGGCGAGGAUGGACACUCUGUCGACUUAAUGGCGCGUCCCUCAAACGCUCAAUCCGACUUGUCAGGUGCUCAGUUACCGUUUUUCUCUGAGACUCUUCUGCCUGGAUCCCUGGGAGUAAACGUAUUCGCGCAGUCACCUGAUCUUUAUGAUGUGUCCAUAUUUAAGAACUUUUACGUGUUUCCACCGAUCAGCCUUAUACCUCACGCUAUCCAGUAUCUACGAAGCUUGCAACUAUCCUACACCAUCGUGAUUCCCGACGUAUGCCCAAGGCAUUUUUGGCGGCCCUUGUUAACGUCUACAUGUUCGGCGCGACACCUUUCAGCCAUUGCCGGAACCGUUGGAGCUCUCCUCACGCCCUCCAGAAAUGGGUUUUCAAACCAUUGGCCUAUCCCUUUGGAUCUCUGGGUUUUCCGCACUGGACAGGAGUAG
Molecule: messenger RNA, 2140 nt
Organism: Porites evermanni
Lineage: Eukaryota; Metazoa; Cnidaria; Anthozoa; Scleractinia; Poritidae
Source: the annotation of a GenBank genome assembly